UGCAGUGGUUCAAGUACCCGUACACGGGUCGAGUAAUGACUGUGAGUGGACCUCCGCUUCAGGAAACGCAACGCAACAUGCAUCACGAUGUCCACGUCCAGUUGCCGAACUGAAAUGCGCUUGUCCAGGCAACGCGCAAGAAAUAAAUCAGUGCACUUUCUCUGCAAUUCCGGCUGUCAUGUCCACCUAGCUAAAACUGUAUACGCCGUCUAUGUAGCAAGCACAACGGGCGCCAGCUGAAGGAGGAGGUUGUCACCAGUGUAUUGGCAGUGCCAACAUCUGAGCAGUCAGCUCCCGGCCUAGUGGAUACGAUCGAACGGGAAAAUGAGGUACACCAAAUUGAUCAAUGGUCAACAUUUUGCCCCACGUAUCUUCUCAGUGUUGAUCUUGCUGGGAAUGAUAUUGGCAGUGCAGAGUCAGCAUGAAAACUGUAAAAAUGGAUAUGUUGGGUUAAGAAGUGAAUCGAUUUUGCAUAUUGACUAUCAAGGACCAAGAGAUUUUUACAUUUUGCCUGACAUGUCAUCGGCAAGUCUUCCUUCUUUGACGUGUUUGAUCGUAUGUGGCACAAUUCGUUCAAUUGGGCCCAUUGACCCACCCCCGUCGACAGCUUUCUGGUACUUCAACAACGCACCUGUUCAAGACAAUCCAUUGUUCAGGAUUGAGCGCCAUUAUCGAGACAAUCGGCAGUUAACAAUAGACAAGGAUAUAAUAUUCACCAGAAAGCUGCACUGGCCAACAACUAUCACUCAGUCAAUGAUAGGAGCGUAUGAAUGCAGCUUUCGGAAGGGAGGAAUACUGUAUCAGACGAACACUCUAACUUUACACGUUGCCGAAAAACCGUACAUUGCCUUCAUCAGUGGAUCCAUGACUAUCGUGUCCACAUCAUGGCAGGUCGGAUCAAUUGCCUUGGUGUGCAAAGCAAACGGCACGGGACCAUUGAAUAUGACGUGGACUAAGAAUGGAAGAAUACUACCAGCAUAUAGUGGUGCAAAUGGUUGGACACGUAAGCUUGGUGAUUACCUAAGUGUGGACGACUCAGGGAUAUAUACUUGUACAGUAUCAACACCCUUUGGAACUGCUUCAAAACAACUGACCAUCCUAGUACAAGAUAUUCCCAGGUUUCUUAUUGCUCCUAGACCGGCACGCAUUGUCCAGAACUCGCUAAGAGCAACUUCGGUCACUCUCAAUCUUCCAUCACCGUCAUACAAAGGAAAUCUACCCGUCAAAAGUUACAAAGUCAUUUGUAAACCAGAUGCAGAGUACAGAUCUUAUGUGAAGGACACUGUUCAAAGUUUUCCACUCAAUACUGUCACAAUUAUUGGACUUCAACCAGCCACCAAGUACACCUGCUGGUAUCAUGCAGAAAAUGCUGCGGGUUCAAGUGGUCCAAGUCCCAGACUAAGACUGCAGACUCCCGAAUCACGGUCUGCGGCGCCCCAAGGCCUCACUGCUGUCUCAACAUCACCAGGUCAUGCAACGAUAAGGUUCAAGCCAAUGCCACCUGCUCUUUCCCAUGGUACUAUAAUUGGCUAUCAGAUUAGUUACGAUGCUAUUGGGUGUAACAAAGUAGAAGAUUGUCAAUGUCAACUCUACAACUGUUCUCUGCACGGAUCUAUUCGAGUUCAUGAAAGAUGGGUCAGCAACUCAAUUUCACUAUCUGGCUUGCGACAUUUUACACGAUACCAGAUUACUGCUGCAGCCAUUAAUGGAGUGGGUCUUGGUGUUAAAGCAAAGAGAAGGCUCAUAACUCAGAAUCUAGCCCCAGGACCAGUAAGGAAUUUGACAGCCAUACCCAUAUCAAGCUCUGUACUACAGGCAAGAUGGCAAGCACCAGAAACAACUUACGGUGGUAAUCUAUACUACGUAAUUCAGUAUAGUGUUCUCAGAGGAGAUACUGAGGAGAGAGUGAGCAACGAUAUCAACAUUGCAAUGCCACUCUACACCAUAACUGGACUAAAGGAGAGCAGAAGUGUCCUCAUCACGGUGUUUGCUGUCAACUCGGUUGGUCCUGGACAUCGUGUCACUUUAGGCACUACAACAGGUGCAGCCAGAGUACAACCUGAUGUCACUGAUAAACCAACUUAUCAACCAAUAACACCUGCUUUCUGCAAGUUGCCCAGUACACCAGGGUGGAUUAUGGCUGUUGCAAGUACACUCACCCCAGAAAUUAUCAAUCUGAUGAAACUGAACUUCUCAGCUAACAUAUCACUUAAUGUCACAUGCAGAGAAGGCCUGUAUGUUUCUGGUAACUGGUCACAACGCCAUCAACUGAUCACAUGCCAGAAAAGUGGAAUGUGGACAAAAGAAAUCUCCGCUUGCUCAGCACCAGUUGAUACUGUGGUUGGGGACAGUCAUAGCCAAAGCAGAGUGGAUAUUUCAGUUGCAGUAUCUAUCCUAAGAGGUAUUUUCUUCGCUGCCAGUGUUGCCCUGAACCUCAUCCUCCUUUUCAAGGUCUACAAUAAGCAAUGAUAAUUGUCCUGGUCCACAUUUCUCCAAAAAGGAAAUUCAAUUCUUCUCUCUGAAGACAAGACUCAUCUCUAGGUGCAGACAAUGGAACAAGGUUAUCCAAUGUCAUCCCGAAAAACACCUAAUGAUCCCUGCCAUCAUAGCCAUUCCAAUGGGGCUAUUGCCGAAGGCAUACCAUUUGCACAACAUACACACCACACCAUGGUCAGAGAAGGAAGUCAAUAGCACAUUGUAGAACUCACUGAACAAUGUACACCGCACAUUCGUGUAUAUCUGUCUAUACACAUUUACCAUACACAUUAUUUUUUAUGUAUAUCUAUCCAUACUCAUUCAUCUAUCUCUAUCUACACACAUCUCACGCUUUGUUUCCUAUUCCUGCUCUCAACCCUGUUAAAAAUACUGUCCACUUGACGAAAUCCCCUCUACAUGUAUUCCAUUCCUAUUAUAAAUGACUUAAGCUAUCCAGUCUAGCCCAUCAUUGCUACGGCACGUCUCGCGGUUUUGUCAAGUUGUUUCUAAUGAACGGUUGCGUUUUCCUGCAGCAUACACGAAAGUCUAGCUAUACAGUGUACACUCUAAUUACCGAUCCUAUCACUUAAUGGCUGAGCUUUGUUUUCCUCCCUGUUCAUUUCUCUCUCUCUCUCUCUCUCUCUCUCUCUCUCUCUCUUCUCUCUCUCUCUCUCUCUCUCUCUCUCUCUCUCUCUCUCUCUCUCUCUCUCUCUCUCUCUCUCUCUCUCUCUCUCUCUCUCUCUCUCUCUCUCUCUCCCAGCCCCCCCCCAUUUUUUCUCUUUUUUGAUCGUUUUCUGGCUAUUGCAGCUUGUUCUGCCCUGGGGAACA
Sycon ciliatum is the source of this 3303-nucleotide messenger RNA. Its product is annotated as cell adhesion molecule Dscam1-like. Bases 325 to 2469 code for a protein of 714 amino acids. Gene Ontology annotation, molecular function: protein binding. The record is from RefSeq and is a predicted model, not a curated record. The transcript has 12 exons. Gene Ontology annotation, biological process: cell-cell adhesion. NCBI's taxonomy places the organism in Eukaryota, Metazoa, Porifera, Calcarea, Leucosolenida, Sycettidae.